CGCUGCUGGGACCCAAGAUGGCGGCGCCCGUGGACCUGGAGCUGAAGAAGGCCUUCACCGAGCUGCAGGCCAAGGUGAUCGACACGCAGCAGAAGGUGAAGCUGGCCGACAUCCAGAUCGAGCAGCUGACCAAGACGAAGAAGCACGCUCACCUCACGGACACGGAGGUGAUGAUGCUGGUGGACGAGACGCGCAUGUACGAGGGCGUGGGAAGGAUGUUUAUCCUUCAGUCCAAAGGAGUGAUUCACAACCAGCUCUUAGAGAAACAGAGAAUAGCUGAAGAGAAAAUUAAGGAAUUGGAGCAGAAGAAGUCGUACCUGGAGCGCAGCGUGAAGGAGGCGGAAGACAACAUCCGGGAGAUGCUGCUGGCCCGCAGGGCGCAGUAGCUGUGCAGCUCUCCCGCAGCACCUCGGGGUGGCUGGGGGCAGCUUUGCCGCUCGGCGCUGCUGAGCG
Molecule: messenger RNA, 453 nt
Organism: Dryobates pubescens (Downy woodpecker)
Lineage: Eukaryota; Metazoa; Chordata; Aves; Piciformes; Picidae
Gene: PFDN1
Product: prefoldin subunit 1
Exons: 4
Coding region: 18-386 (122 amino acids)
Biological process (GO): protein folding
Cellular component (GO): cytoplasm; prefoldin complex
Molecular function (GO): protein folding chaperone
Source: RefSeq, a predicted model, not a curated record